GCGGUGGCACAAGAAGCAGCGUGAUGAAAAUCAUGCAAUCUUCUAUGCAGUAGUGGCCUCUUCACUUUCGCCGCAUUUUUAUCAGUGGUUCCGCCGUAGCUUUGACUCAAAACAAAUUCAAACAAAAAUAAAUAAGAUAGAAAGCACGCUUCUUUCGUUUGGUUAUACUAGCUAUAGGUUCACUUAUAAAUAAUAUGCAACUGCACCAUCAGUAUCAGUUUCACUUUUGACAUAGAAGCUCUUUGUUCACCUUGUAGAUUAUUCGUCCUUCAUCUUCCGAACUUAAAUACUGCCCACCAAAUGAUUUAAGUACAAAAAAAUGUCGAAGCCUUGCCCUUUCCGACUCGGGCAAAUUUGCUCGGUAUUAUUCAUCAGUAGUGUCCAGUUUUUGCUGGUGUUGAAGACCGCAUUAGGGGCUUCGUUGGGAAAGCAAAAGCCGUCUGGCUCAGGAGCAAAGCCUACAUCAGCAUGGGACCCGCCGUCGAGGUCGAACUACUGUAGUGACGAUGACCAUUUCAUCUACAUUACAAGGCCUCACCCUGAUCGUCCACGGAACAGGAUGAAAGGACGACAAGGCUCCUCGCAGCAAACGAGAGAACCAGGCCAAAGCGUCGCCACGUGGGCUCAGAGUCAACCAGCGGACGCAGAACCAGAUGCUGUCGCGCUGUUAUCGCAGCUGAAGUUUCCCUUGUCGCGACAACAGGUUAUUCUCCUAGCUGCCUACGAUGAAGAGUACCGCAACAGCGUCCGAGUUCCUUUCCGAAAGAAUGGAGACAUGGACCUCGACAAGCUGAUCGCAAGCCUAUGCGACGGAACGAACACAGUCAACUGUCGCUCGGUCAGCGAAGCAGCCGGCAAGCGCAUUGUUUCACGACGAGCAGCAGCGGCCCGGGUAGGAGCAGGUGCGAGGAUUCUCGCGACCGCAAGAAAAGCAGUAACGGGACACGAAACUGGUACUGGAGCCGCAUCUCCAGAUGAAACCUUCCGGAUUACUACAGGAGGUAGCAGUAAUCCCUGUACUAGUGUUGCAAGAACGUCUUCAGGUUUAUACCCGUGCCCGCCUCCGGAUGUUGAUGUAUCCACGUCGAUCUUCACGAAAGCAAGCCGACAAGUCGUUCAGCACCAGCACCCGACCACUUCCACUCCGUGCUUCUUGGCGGCGGUGCCACCGUGUCCCGCGGAAGCACCGCGUUACCUGGACGCGGACACGGCAUUGGAACACCUUCCGCCGAUGAUGCUGACCUGCGAAGCGCUUGAGCAACAGUUCUUACAGUUGCACCAGCACCAGCAGCGAGAAACGCUGCAUGAAGAUUCUCGUUUCCUGCAUAUUGAUAGUGACCAUGACCGUACGGACGUCGCGGCCACUACUGGACGAGAAGCAGAGAAGGAGCGCUUGAGCCUCAGCGAGCUUCUCGACAUAGAUGAAUCGGAUGCUGACGAAGAGAGCGCGGCUCAACAACGACAAUUCGCCGUGCAAGGAAGGAGCACUCAUGAUGCUAUUGGAGUUCACCAUCGUCCUGAACCUGAUGUUGUAGCCUCAUCAAGACAACAAGGACAACCAUCAGCAGAGAGUUUUACUUGUUUGCUGCCUCUGCCCAAAGAGCCCAGGACUGAUUUGAUGUCGCAAGACGAGGAAUCCGAAUCUGAUUACGGCUAUUGGACAGGCGACGAGAGCGAGCAGGAGUUGGGCCCGGCGUUUCUGAAGAAGAGACUAGGGUCUCCGAAAAUGAAUCGUCUUUCGGCUAGCAGGAGAAACACGUCCAUGAAUACUGCAGCCAGCACGGAGGUGGAUGAAACCGAAAGAGAAACCGCCUCGUGUACGGAGCGGGAUCCACGCGAAGAGCAGGCUUUGUCCUCGCCCUCCAUUCUUGGACCUUACGACUCCGAGUUCGAUCAGCAAAUGCGGCGAAUCGGAUCGAACGGCAACGUUUCGGUACUGUCUCUGGGCGAAGGGCUAGGGCAGCAGUCGACCUACACAUCAUGUUCACGGGCCGCCACUCCCACUCCGGGCGUCAUUUUUUGCAACGGAGAACUAGCGCGGCAUCGAGAUUGCUUGCUUACUUCUCAACUACACGAUGAUGGCCUCCAAACUCCCCCUCCUCCGUGGUCCGGUUCCAGCACGCCGCGACUCCAGUUGGAAGACCAGAUGCGGGAGAUGCAGCAGCGACAAGCACUCCAAGAUCACGAGAAAAAGUUCCGGGCCAAAGUUGCCGGCCAGGUUGCGUCCGCAGGUGCAGGCGGCAAAAGUGGAGGUGCCUUUUGGCCGCUGCAGCAAGAAGAAGGACCACCGGGUUUCUCCUCUUCGUCGGUGAGCUCUUCCCCGCAAGGGGGGCCGUCGCACAUGACUCAGCUCCAGCAAGCACUUGAAUCUCAUCACGCAGGACUGUUCGGCUCCCCGUUGCCACAUAGAUUUGAAGACCUAGAGCUGGAUCACCCGUUCCUCACGCUGACGGAUGGUGACUUUUCGACCUUUCUGCGUCAGAUGGAAGAUGAGGAAAUUGUCAAACACGCACCGCAAUCAGAGAUUGAUUUUUCAACUUUUAAUCCUUCACCUUCACAACACUCAACAUGGAAAUCCAAUCGCGCUGCCUUCGCUGCACCACCACAGAAAAGCCAGGACUUCAAAGUCAAUACUGGGGGAAAUAUGAUGAACUCGCCGACUGGAGGGCUGUUAAGAACGAAGAACGCAGCUCGCUCUAGUCCUUCCAGUAGCAGCCACCACCAGUACUAUCCCAUGCCCACCCCAGCACCGACGCCGUAAAAAUUCUCAUCCCGAGCAGCCGCAACGGGGGGGAUUUUGCAGGGGAAUAGUGGCAGCGGGUUUACCCCAUCCUCGUCGUCCCUUGCGGUGGAAAAUGAAAUUGCUUUCGGUACUGUUUCUGGAGGAGGUGGAAGACAGGAAAAACAGCAAGAAUAGGAAGUAAGUUGGCAGCGAAGGCCGUUCCUCGCUCGACGACUCCGCAACUGCCUGCAAGUACAAUCAGGAAACUACAGGAAGGUACCAUAUCAAGAUCUGUCCCUUUUAUAUGUGGUCCGAUGGGAUCCCGAGUUAUUUUUUUUUUCUAGGAACAACAAUGGAAAAUGUAACGUACGACAUCUCGCCUUCUACUCCUGGGAGACAAGAAGGCUGGUUAUAUUAGAAGAGAAGAUGACGCGCAGGGUGUACAAACAGAAAUAGAAACAUCAGCAUAUGGAUAUGCGUAGCCCUUAAUCUUAGCCGGAGAUGUAUUGUAGAGACGUGAAGACAAUCACAAUCAACGACUGGUAUAUCUAAUGCAACGACAUUUUGAUUUCGGUAUAAAUAUCGUCCGAGUCCUCCUAGACAAUCUAUCACGACCGAAAUAUUUAUCGAGAGCGCAAAUCCAACUGCUGGGGACAAUGUAGAUACCGAAAUAGUACUACCAAAUAUCAGAUAUCUAUCGGGUGAAAACUUAGACACAGGAUAACGAUAACAUUAACAUGCACUUGCACAAUUCGUAAUGACGAUAAAAUUGUAGCUCUUUAACAACCGGGACCAGCGCAAUAACCAUAGUCAAGGACAGCCACCUACUAUUGUCUGUAUGAAAACAAGCUACAAAUACAAUCUUCUUGUCAUGGACUUCUUUGACAAGGUGCGCUUGCACGUCGGCGCCUGCCGCGGUCGUACCAUUAUUUCUAAAAGCUUGUCUUGGUUGUCUAGGAUUGCGUCGCAACAAAGAUCAUGCAGAGAGAAGGCGUCUGCGAUGGGUCAUGGGGAUGGCGAUGAAUGCAAUGUCAUUAUGCCCUUAGUGUCAGCGGUCUGCAGUAACGCUAACCUUAUCCGUAACUACCUACACUAGAACUACUUGGGUUUUUCUUACGUGACAAUUACAAUAUUGCUUCAUUUCAUUAUGAUCUCUUUUUUUCUUGAGGACGCUGUGUUUGCAAGAGGGCAAGUUCGGUGAUACGUUUUAUCUUGUCACUCUCAGCUUCCUUAUUUGCAAGUGCUACCGAUGGCUCGCGCCGCAACUUUGUUCUAUGCUCGCCUUAACCAGAACUGAAGCUCGUGAGAUGCUGCAUUCAUCACUUGGGAUUCUGUAGAAAAGUUGGGUAUGCCAUCAGACAUGUAACAAUAAAGCCAAAAGUUAUGGUACCAAAGAAAAUUUUAACGCUCUAGGCUCCAUCGUUUCGAGCAGAUGAUUCUCAAAAAUAUUAGCUGUACAACUACUUCCAUUGCAUUUUUCUGUCAAUUUUGGUGCUAGACUUGCACUUGGCGUCGCCAGCAUGCGAUUCCGAUUCGCUACUGCCGCUAUUUCUAUUAUACUCUCGCAUAGAUUUUGUUGUGUUCUUGCC
Messenger RNA from Amoebophrya sp. A120, 4311 nucleotides. The record is from the annotation of a GenBank genome assembly. Lineage: Eukaryota; Dinophyceae; Syndiniales; Amoebophryaceae.